AAUCCGAUGCCGUCUGCCAUGUGUCGAAGCGGGAGGAACCUCACAAACCGCGCAAAACAGCAGCGGGCGAGACCUGCGGGGUCAAGCGUGCCACGAGGCCUGAUAAGCCUCGGCGGAUCGAACCAACGAUUCGAUCGCGCCAGUUGGCUUGGUUUGGUCAGUGCAAAUGCAAGUGCCACAGUAGACAGACGUGCGCGUGUGUGCGUGUGUGUGUGUGUGUUUGAUUAGCCCAUCCGACAGCCGACCGGGGCGGAGACACCCGGAGACACCAUGACGGAAGUGAUCGAGAUGCUGAUGAUCAUACUGAUCGUUACGCUCUGCUUCCUGAUGAUCCCGUUCAACACGAAACCGAGUGCGGUGAUUGAGUCGCGGCGCAAGUUCGACGUGUUCGUGCGCCUGUACGACAAGCCUUAUCGGGGGGAUGCGCGCGAGUACGCGUACCGGUUCCAGAUCUUCCGCACGUCGCUCAGCAAGAUCCGCGCGCUGAACGAGCGGGCCCGCGAGGCGAACGAUACCGCGGUCUACGGCAUUACGCAGUACGCCGACCUGACCGAUCGGGAAUUCGUCGCCCGCCAGCUGGCCGACCUGCUGCCGGACGAGCCCGGCGGCGGCGGCGGUGCGGGCGGACCGCGCGCCUACCAGAAGUACGUGAUCGAGUCGCGCAGCGCGGAGAUGAAGAACGACAUCAUAUUCUCGCGCGCUCGUCGCGAUGCGCUGCCGGCGGUGCGCAAUCUACCGCCGAGAGUUGAUUGGCGGGAGCAGGGCGUCAUCUCGACGGUGAAGAAUCAGGGCGGCUGCGGUGCCUGCUGGGCGAUCAGCGUGGUCGACACGAUAGCGGCGCUGGCCGCGAUCAAGCGCAACGAUCGCAAGCUGAUCGACCUGUGCCACGAGCGGGUGGUGCGCUGCGCCGCGAACGGUAACAAUGGGUGCGACGGUGGCGACACCUGCCGCCUGCUGGAAUGGCUGGCGGAGGAAAGCUACCGGAUCGGGGCGGCCGAAUCCUGCCUGGAGCGCAACAUGGCGGACCAGGAGGGAGGGCUGAACUGUACGGGCGAGUCGGGCGUCCGGCGGGAGGACAGUGCGCUGAAUGCGACGCUGGUGAAGCGAUUCUCCUGCCAAGGCUACGAAAACGAGGAACAUCUGAUGCUGCGCCAUCUCGCCACGAAGGGACCGAUCGUGGCCGCCGUGAACGCCAUCUCGUGGAAGUACUAUCUCGGCGGUGUGAUACAGUACCAUUGCGAUUCGGACUACGAGCUGCUGAACCACGCGGUCGCCAUCGUUGGGUACGACCUGAACGCGACCGUGCCGUACUACAUCGUGAAAAACUCCUGGGGCCCCCGGUUCGGCGACCAUGGGUACGUGAAGGUGGCGAUCGGUCGGAACCUGUGCGGCAUUGCCAACCGCGUCUCCUUCAUCGAGCUGGUGUGAAGGGUGGUUUGCAGGUGUCAUGUGAUUGUUUCUUUUCAUUUAACUUUAAUACUCAACAAAUUACAUCCCGCCGUGCUGUGUUAAGCCGUUGCGAAUGGUUUACUCACCCAAUUGACAACCGUGAGGGAAGUUCACUGUUAUCUGUUAGCUUGUAAGUAAUACACACCGUUACGUUCAUUUAUAGCAAGUAUCGUUUUACUGUUCGGACUGUUCCCAUACCUUCGAUGCGUGGCAACUAUUUACAAAUCGUGUUAGCAGUUGGUUUUACUGUUGCAUUCUUCUCUCUAUCUGUCUCUCUACUUUUUUGUUUUUGCUUCCGUUCUAUGACUUUUCUUAUUUAUAAGUUUCUUGUUCCGCAGUCCCUAUCCCCUCCUCAGUACGGGGACGCUUCGCCGCGGUGCCAUUGUUCUGUUUUCUCUACUUGUAAUGCACUUUUCCGAUAACAUAAUUCAAUGUCAACGAAACACGUCCGCCAGCACAAUAAAGAGCAAAGCACCAUAAAUGGAUGUUACUGUCUACUAAAAUGGUGAACUGUUCUACUACUGUCCCACGCCCUGAAAACUUAAUUACUUUCAACGACCAUGCGCUGCUAUUUGGUGAUAUUUAAACGUACGCGUGAAGAAGGUGAACAUUUCUACAUUGCUGUCGAUGAGCGGCAAUCGUGAAAAUAGAACAGAUUAAGGGCGGAAAAUACGCUUUACCUAAAAGCUUCUUCUUCGCGAGGAAAACAACGUGUGGGCAAACGAUUCGAAGAUAAAUACUACUGCGUAUGCGCUUCCUUCCCCCCCCCCCCCCCACUAACAUACAUACGCUAUGAUCGUAAUGAUUUGGUUCAAAGAAUGGCUUUUGUGGCCGGCUCUUUCGUUAUGCCAAUUCAACAACUUUAUCGUUCUAACUACUCAGUAUAUUUGUCUUUGCUUGCAGAAGAUGAAGGUAUUGUUUAUGUAUAUAUGUGUGGUUUAAUUUCUCUGCCCACCAUGCUACACUCGAUUUACGUGUUUAAUACUCUUUAACGCGCGCGUCCCUUAAAUAAUGUCCCUCCCCUUUCCUUUUGGACUGUUCUAGCCCACCCGCGACGGAGCAUAACGGUUAUGAGCAUCGAUCGUUUUUGCCGCUCGCGGCUUGCAUGUAUUGUAUUGGUGAUUGUGUAUAUGGAAAUAUGAGUGUAUAUAUAUAAAUAUCAUCAUCCUCAUCAUCAUCAAGCAUUAAGCGAUUGAUUCACAUUCUGUUUGUUAAAAAAUAAAAUAAAGA
This is a messenger RNA of Anopheles merus, 2679 nucleotides long. Its product is annotated as cathepsin O-like. Gene Ontology annotation, molecular function: cysteine-type endopeptidase activity. The transcript is spliced from 3 exons. Bases 271 to 1428 code for a protein of 385 amino acids. Gene Ontology annotation, cellular component: lysosome. NCBI's taxonomy places the organism in Eukaryota, Metazoa, Arthropoda, Insecta, Diptera, Culicidae. The record is from RefSeq and is a predicted model, not a curated record.